AUGUCUGAAACAACUGAGACCACAAAGUUCCCUCUCUUGAGUGAGGACAGCUAUGAGAUAGAGGCAGCAGUGUGGCUGGAGGUGGAAAAGGCCAAGCACUUGACAACCGAGAUGGCAAAAGCGGCAGUAAAGGGCCCCAAUGAGGUGAUGUCAGCAUGGAUCGGGUGGAUGAAGAAAAUGGCCACAGAUCUGGAAUACACCAGGGUAAAAGUAGAAGAAGAGGACAUGGUGUUAGAACUCACCAUGGGCCUUGGAGGACACUAUGACCAGCUCGUAGUCAUGCUCGACUCAAUCUCACCUGAACAGCUCACAGUCAGAAGUGUUACAAUAAGACUUCUAAAUAAAAAGACCCACCAGAAGGAUGCAGAGGAUGACCGAGAUGUGGUGGCCAUGAUGGCUAAGGCUGGAAAAGGGAAGUGGAAGGCAGCUGCAGGGGGUGAGAAGCAUAAGUGCUUCAAGUGCGGAGAAAUAGAGCAUGUACAGAAAGACUGCCCGACUAAGUCAGAUGAUGGCAAGGAUGAUGAGGAGGAUGUGAAGGCCAAGGUGGCAUAUACUGACAGCCACAUUCACCUAUUCUGA
Molecule: messenger RNA, 579 nt
Organism: Laetiporus sulphureus 93-53
Lineage: Eukaryota; Fungi; Basidiomycota; Agaricomycetes; Polyporales; Laetiporaceae
Exons: 3
Coding region: 1-579 (192 amino acids)
Molecular function (GO): nucleic acid binding; zinc ion binding
Source: RefSeq, a predicted model, not a curated record